UGCAUUCAGGACCAGAGGACUUGGCGGCGAUGAGCGCACUCAUGGACGGAAACCCGAUGCUGUCGGAUGACAGUUCCGAGGAGGAUGAGCCCAUCGCCAUACCGACACAACAUACUGCGGCUCAUGUCGGCGGUGACGUUGACAUGGGUGGUGGAGCUGACGAGGACGAGGACGAAGACAUGGCGGCAGCAGACGAUCCCACUGCUGGCAAACAUCCAAAGCUCCGACGCCUGUACGCUGCGGCGCGCAAAGAGCCAUGGAACAUCGACGCGUGGUUGAGUGUCAUGUACGAAGUACAGCAGAGCUUUCAGCACGUGGAGGAAGCCCGACCGUUCUACGUGCUCUUUCUUGAACAAUUCCCGACUUCGGCCUACUGGUGGAAACAAUAUGCUGACCACGAGUGGCGCGCGAACCAACUGGAGAACGUCCGCGCGAUCUUUACGAAGGCGUUGCAGGAGAUCAAAUUGCCUCAUGUCGAGUUGUGGGCCUUUUACCUCCAGUUCACCAAGAGUACGGUGAUGGACGUGCUGACAGAAGCGAACUCCCCCGAGGAUAAGAAGCGCGCGCGGCAGCAGAUGACAGAAGCUUUCGAGUCUGCGCUGGACCGAGUCGGCACGUCCAUCCAUUCGAAUGGCAUUUGGACACAAUAUCUCCACUUCCUCAAAGACGACAAGGAACCGACCGCCAUCUUCUCCAUCCGCAAGGUGUUCCAGCGCGCUCUCCCUAUACCCAUGCACAACCUGGAUGCGCUCUGGAAGGACUAUGAGCAAUUUGAAAAGUCGAUUCCGAACAACGAAGCGCUCGCGUUGAACGUAUUCAAGGUUCUGCGGCCCAAGGUCGACGCUGCGAAAGCCAUUUUCAAGGAUCGCAAGGCGCUCGUGGACCCGAUCGAUCUCGACGCGCUGCCGUCGCGCACCAACACGGAUCCACAGAUUGACGCGUGGAACAAAUGGAUCGAGUUCGAACUGGCCAACCCAGAACGCGUCGAGCGCCCCAAGUGGAAGGCCAAAGUCCGGUAUGUCCUGGAAGCGUGCCUUGCCUGCCGACGGUACUCGGCCGAAGUCUGGUUCCAGUACGCGAUGCUCGAGCUGCCAGAUGUGGCAGCCACGUCCGCCAUCUUCCAGCAAGCACUGGAAGCCAUGCCCGAAUCGUGUCUGCUUCGAUUUGCCUAUGCCGAUCACUUGGAGAGCCACGGUCUCGUCGACGAUGCUCGCGCCGUGUACGAAUCCUUGCUCGAAGCGACGGCGUCUCCCAUCGGUUACAUCACGUACAUGCGGUUCGCUCGCCGUGCGUUCGGCAACAAGGGCUUGGAUGCGUCGCGACAGAUCUUCAAGCGGGCACGGCGGGACCCGCGGGAAGGCGCAUGCACGUACCACGUUUACACUGCUGCCGCCCUGCUCGAGUUCCACAGCGGUGUCGGCGACGAAGGCAAGCAGAUUGCACUCAACAUCUUCGAGUUGGGGCUGAAGAAGCACAUCCACGAACCUGACUACGUCCUUUCCUACGUUGAUUUCCUUGGCCACACCAACGAUGACAAUAACAUGCGAUCCCUGUUUGAAAAAGUGCUCAGUGUAAUCCCGGCCGCCGUGUCCAAGCCCGUGUGGGACCGGUUCAUUCGAUUCGAGCAAACGAUGGCGACCAACGGCGGCGACCUCACGUCCGUCGUCCGCCUCGAGCAACGAAGGGCGGCCGCGUUGCCCGACGAUAUCACGACCAAAGGACUCCUCGGCACCGUCGACCGAUACGUGUGGAUGCACCUUCUCGACACGUCCAAGUCUGACGAACUCUUCUUUGCCACCUAUGGAUCGACCUUCCAUUCCACGUCGGGACACUCGGCGUCCUCGCAACCCACGACGAACACAACGCUAUCAGGCUCCAUCAAGUCGUCGGUGCUCAAAUCGUCCGACAUGAUCUACCACGGCCCGCCCCUUCCCGACUUUCUCAAGGCAUUUGCCGCCCAACUGCCCCUCGGCGUCACGUGGAACGGACCGGUGGCGGACCCGGACAUGGUGUUCCAAGCCCUCUGUUAUGCAGAAUUCCCGUCGCGAGAAGAAAUCGAGCGCUUGGACGCGUUGGACGGCGGAGAAGGCAAUGGAAAUGUCUUGACCAAGCGACCGACACACGACGUAUUCCGCGACCGACAAAAGCAGCGACUGGCCAAGUUAAGUUAAAGCAACCGGGCCAGCUUCGCACGGAGGGAGUUGGGACUGGGGGUCGCUGACGUCUAGGUGAACGCGCUCUCUUAAUGUCACAACAAUGUCGCCACCUCUCAUGCGUCGCUGCA
This is a messenger RNA of Aphanomyces invadans, 2284 nucleotides long. RefSeq lists its product as hypothetical. Gene Ontology annotation, cellular component: nucleus. Gene Ontology annotation, molecular function: protein binding; mRNA binding. The record is from RefSeq and is a predicted model, not a curated record. The transcript is spliced from 10 exons. The coding region runs from base 30 to 2171 and encodes 713 amino acids. Lineage: Eukaryota; Oomycota; Saprolegniomycetes; Saprolegniales; Verrucalvaceae. Gene Ontology annotation, biological process: mRNA 3'-end processing.